AACUGGAUGGAAAGCCUCAGUGCUUCAUGGAGCUUCAUCUCGACAUCACUAUUCUGAAGUGAAGAACUUCGCUUCAGAAGGUCUGAUUCUUUCUCUAGUCUGGGUGAUAGAAAGACAGUUUGGCGCCUCAAUGACCGGAAACAGCAGCCGUAUGGGUCACGUGUCUUUCUUAAAGGGACACACGCAGACGGAUCCAUCACUACUGACCUCCAUAAUGUUCCUGGAUCUGUUGGUUCUGCUGUUCUCCUGACUGCUGUAGGUUCUGGUGCUCAGGGAUCAGUAGAAUCAGUCUGUUGUACAGCUCAGCUUCAACAAGAAAUCUGCAGCAUCAAAUCUACACGUCUUCCAUCACCUCCUCAUCACUUCAUCACUUCUUCAUCACUUCUUCAUCACCUCCUCAUCACCUCCUCUGUCAUGAAUCCUGCAUGUUCUUCCUCUUCUCAGAAGAAGAGGAAGAGGUCAGAGACUCUGGAUGAACCUCCUUCUCCAGUGAACAUCAACACUCCUGAGAGAGUGAAGGAGGAGAAGAAGAAGAAGAGAAGGAAAGAGGAGGAGAAGAUGAUCAGUCUUCCUCCUCCUGCUGAUGGAGGGACGAAUAUUAAGAAGAAGAAGAAGGAGAGAGAGGAAGAGGAGGAGGAUGGACAGAUGAGCAGGAAGCAAAAGAAGAAGAAGCUUCAGGUUGCCAUAGAAACCUGUGACACAGAAAAGAACACGAAGAAGAAGAAGCACGAGAACCAUGUGUGUGAGGAGAGUGUUGCCAUGGCAACAAUCGGCUGCAGAGAACCGGACUCCACGGUAACCAACAAGAAGAAAAAACAGAAGGCACCUGUCACCACAGCAACAACCACAACAGACCCAAACAAUGGAGAUGCAUCGAGUUCUGUGGGAACAAAAAACAAGACAGAAAAGAGGAAGAAGAAGAAUGGAAAUGUGAUGGAGGAGAAACCCGGAGGAGAGAAGACAAACCAGCAGGUUAACUGGGAUCUGGUGGAGGAGCUGCAGGAGUUUAUUCCAGACGUCAAAAAGAAAUCAGUCGAUGAGAUCAGCAAGUUACUGCGGUACGACCUGCAGCGCUUCAAGACCUUCAAACAGCAAGGUACUAGUACUACAAACACGUCAAACAGCAAGGUACAAGUACUACAAACACGUCAAACAGCAAGGUACAAGUACUACAAACACGUCAAACAGCAAGGUACAAGUACUACAAACACGUCAAACAGCAAGGUACAAGUACUACAAACACGUCAAACAGCAAGGUACAAGUACUACAAACACGUCAAACAGCAAGGUACAAGUACUACAAACACGUCAAACAGCAAGGUACAAGUACUACAAACACGUCAAACAGCAAGGUACAAGUACUACAAACACGUCAAACAGCAAGGUACAAGUACUACAAACACUUCACACAGCAAGGUACAAGUACUACAAACACGUCAAACAGCAAGGUACAAGUACUACAAACACUUCACACAGCAAGGUACUAGUACUACAAACACGUCAAACAGCAAGGUACAAGUACUACAAACACUUCACACAGCAAGGUACAAGUACUACAAACACGUCAAACAGCAAGGUACAAGUACUACAAACACUUCACACAGCAAGGUACAAGUACUACAAACACUUCACACAGCAAGGUACAAGUACUACAAACACUUCAGACAGCAAGGUACAAGUACUACAAACACUUCAGACAGAAAGGUACUAGUACUACAAACACUUCAGACAGAAAGGUACUAGUACUACAAACACUUCAGACAACAAGGUACUAGUACUACAAACACUUCAGACAGCAAGGUACAAGUACUACAAACACUUCACACAGCAAGGUACAAGUACUACAAACACUUCACACAGCAAGGUACAAGUACUACAAACACUUCAGACAGCAAGGUACAAGUACUACAAACACUUCACACAGCAAGGUACAAGUACUACAAACACUUCACACAGCAAGGUACAAGUACUACAAACACUUCACACAGCAAGGUACUAGUACUACAAACACUUCAGACAACAAGGUACAAGUACUACAAACACUUCAGACAACAAGGUACUAGUACUACAAACACGUCAAACAGCAAGGUACAAGUACUACAAACACGUCAAACAGCAAGGUACAAGUACUACAAACACUUCAAACAGCAAGGUACAAGUACUACAAACACUUCAGACAACAAGGUACAAGUACUACAAACACUUCAGACAACAAGGUACUAGUACUACAAACACUUCAGACAACAAGGUACUAGUACUACAAACACGUCAAACAGCAAGGUACAAGUACUACAAACACUUCAAACAACAAGGUACUAGUACUACAAACACUUCAAACAACAAGGUACAAGUACUACAAACACGUCAAACAGCAAGGUACUAGUACUACAAACACUUCAAACAACAAGGUACAAGUACUACAAACACGUCAAACAGCAAGGUACUAGUACUACAAACACGUCAAACAGCAA
Molecule: messenger RNA, 2471 nt
Organism: Acanthochromis polyacanthus (spiny chromis)
Lineage: Eukaryota; Metazoa; Chordata; Actinopteri; Pomacentridae
Product: transcription termination factor 1
Exons: 5
Coding region: 415-1743 (442 amino acids)
Source: RefSeq, a predicted model, not a curated record